AUGAGGGUCCAAAUCACCACAUGUCACAUUCAAGAUGAGACUUAUUCUCUCGGCUUCAUUUAUGAUCCCAUAUUCUUUGAAACCCCCACAACUACCUAUCUCCUCGACUGGGCUCCAAAAACAGUCAAUCGGAAGAUCAGAAAGUAUGUCACCGCCUCCCGACCAGACACAGUAGUGCACACAUUCACCUGCAUGGGAGAUCAGAGAGGUUGGUUUUAUAUCGGCGCCCAGCAAUGGCAGGUUGCAAAACUGGAUAGCUUGUGGCCCAUUGAUGACCGGGAUGACAUAAUUGCGAAGCUUCAACAGCGAACCCGUGGCCAAGUCAGCGAACCAGAAAUUGCGAAGGGUUUGGACGACAAGGAUUUAACUCAGUUGUGUGUUGAGAUCAACAGCGGUUCGUUGAGAGAAUCCACGAAGUUUGCGGGAAGGGCGGAUCUGUUACAUUACAACCCAGUCACGCCGGUUCGUGGGCUCCCGGCCCGCUGA
This is a messenger RNA of Laccaria bicolor S238N-H82, 486 nucleotides long. RefSeq lists its product as uncharacterized. The record is from RefSeq and is a predicted model, not a curated record. Lineage: Eukaryota; Fungi; Basidiomycota; Agaricomycetes; Agaricales; Hydnangiaceae. Bases 1 to 486 code for a protein of 161 amino acids. The transcript is spliced from 3 exons.